Messenger RNA from Ananas comosus (pineapple), 742 nucleotides. Its product is annotated as non-specific lipid-transfer protein 4.1-like. Gene Ontology annotation, molecular function: lipid binding. The coding region runs from base 100 to 465 and encodes 121 amino acids. The record is from RefSeq and is a predicted model, not a curated record. The transcript has 2 exons. Gene Ontology annotation, cellular component: membrane. Gene Ontology annotation, biological process: lipid transport. Lineage: Eukaryota; Viridiplantae; Streptophyta; Magnoliopsida; Poales; Bromeliaceae.
CAUCACUACGACACUCCACUGAGCAACACUACUACUACUACUAUUAUUACUACUACUACUACUACUACACAAACUAAACACUUCCUCCCUCUCUAUAAAAUGUCCGGCCGCUCUUCCGCACCGCUUACGGCCGCGGCGCUGCUGCUGGGCGUGCUGCUGCUGGCAGCGCCGGCGGCGGAGGCGCUGACGUGCGGGCAGGUGGUGUCGUUCAUCUCGCAGUGCCUGCAGUACGCGCGAGGCCCGGGCACCAGCCCGCCGCCCGCGGCCUGCUGCAGCGGCGUGAAAGGGCUGAACAACGCCGCGCAGUCGACGCCCGACCGGCAGACCGCCUGCAACUGCCUGAAGAAAGCCGCCGGAACGGUCACCGGGCUGAAGGCCGGCCUCGUCGCCGGCAUCCCCCAACAGUGCGGGGUCAACGUCCCCUACGCCAUCAGCACCUCCACCGACUGCUCUAAGGUGCGCUAAGUUUAAAGCAAGGGGGAGGUGGUCAUGAGUUAGGAGGAGUAACUAAGAAUAAUAAGGUGGAGAGAGCUCUUUUGGAACACCUUUGAUGCGUGUCACGUUGUGUUCAUGGGCUCCUAAAUUAUCCAACUUUUUUAUAUCCAUGCAUGUGUCAAUGUUUGUCUCUCUUUCCUCAAGCUAUACAUCCUUAGUGGGCUUGGGUUUUGUAGCACUUGUUUCCUGUUUAUGAUGUGAUCAAAGACAUGUUCUACUUAUUUGAAUGGUUUACAUCUAGUCUAUA